This is a messenger RNA of Bolinopsis microptera, 3055 nucleotides long. RefSeq lists its product as uncharacterized. Gene Ontology annotation, biological process: regulation of transcription by RNA polymerase II. Bases 17 to 2314 code for a protein of 765 amino acids. Gene Ontology annotation, molecular function: DNA-binding transcription factor activity, RNA polymerase II-specific; protein dimerization activity; RNA polymerase II cis-regulatory region sequence-specific DNA binding. The record is from RefSeq and is a predicted model, not a curated record. Gene Ontology annotation, cellular component: nucleus. The transcript is spliced from 13 exons. NCBI's taxonomy places the organism in Eukaryota, Metazoa, Ctenophora, Tentaculata, Lobata, Bolinopsidae.
AAAUAUUUAGGCAGAAAUGUCUGAUAAACUCCCACCUGAAAAGAAAGGGUCAGUCGAGGAAAACAUUCAAGAUGGUCAGAGAGAUCAAAGAAACAAAGCACCCACCAAAAUUCCUGGCACUGCUGUUUUUCGUUCUCCAUAUUCCGUGUCAUCCAAGACUGGAAACUGUUCACCAUACUACAUCAUGACUGCUGCUACUCCGAUUUCAAAUGUUGUUACUCCAAAUGCUAGUGAUGAAGAUAAAAGACGGAUUAUACACAAUGAAACAGAGAGAAAAAGAAAAGAUAAGAUCAAUAAAUGGAUUGUGAGGUUAUGUGCGCUUGUUCCUGAUUGCAAUGGUAAACUAAGUAAGAACUGUAUCCUAGAAAAGACUGUAAAUUUUAUUGAGCAGCUGAAACAGGAGAAAGACCUUCCAGAUGAUGUUCAACUUCUCAAAACAGAGGUUAUCAAACUGACCAAAAAUGUGGAAUCUCUAUCUUCUGAAAAUUCUCAUUACCUUCAACUCUUGAAAGAAGCUCAACAGCUGAGCAAGGGAGCCUGGAGUUUGAACAUGUCUAUACACAAGAACAGAAAUGAAAGAUCUCAGUCAUCAGGAAGUGAUGGUGAAGACACAACAAUGACUCCAACAUUGGACCGAGUAGCCGUCUCCAACCUUACCAAAGCAAACUCUGUUCCCAACCUCCCUACAAUAGUGACUGCAGUAACAACCACCCAGAAAUCCCAAAAUAUAAUAACUGUGCCAUUAAUGGCAGCUGGUAGCAUUCCUGCUGUGCCAGGUCAGCCCACUAUGCUUGCUUCCCAACCAAUACAGGUAAAACUACAAACCCAGACUGGCGUUGUUGCCUCAAAUAACAUGGGCUCAGUUGUCACGGCAUUCCCAACUUUCCCUACCAACCUUCUUCCAACAACGGCUCAGUCUAAUGCUGUCCACACCACAAUAGUUGCUGCAAACGGACACCCUGUCCUCACUAACGCCCAUCCAGUCCUUACGAACGGCCACUCUGUUCUUACCAAUGGUCAUCCUCUUCUCACCAACGCCCAUCCAGUCCUUACGAACGCCCACCCUGUUCUUACCAACGCUCAUCCUCUCCUUACCAACGCCCACCCUAUUCUUACGAAUGCCCAUCCGGUCUUGGCUAAUUUACAGGUCAAGAACGGAAACAUGAUGAAAAACAACGUGAACGGAUCUGCUCAUUCAAUCCAAGCGCUGUUGGGAGCUGCAGCAGAGAAUGCCACAUCAACUGUGAACAACAAUACACUGCUGUCCCUCCCUGCCUAUGUGCACGCUGCAGUAGCAGGGGAGUCCGGAAAAUCAAACACCCUGUACAUGGCAACCACCAACACUCAGCUGGUAGCAGCGAGCCCUAACACCCCAGUAUUACCCCAAACCCCCGUCCUUGUUCAGGGAGAGAAUGGCCCCGUGGUUAUCAUGAUACCAGGCAGUCUACCCCACUUCGCAGUGCCACUGAACACACUGUCCUCAAACCAAGUGAUGUGUGAAUCAACGUUCCACUACAAGAGUCCCAUAGUCCUGAACCAGUUUCCGUCCCUCAUGAACUACGCUACUGAUAACUCAGGGAAUCAGACUACUCAGAGUGCACCGCUACAGAUCGGAUCGCUUAUUCAGGGCCCUCAGGGACAACACUCGGUAGUUGUGGGAACCCAGCCUGUUCUAGCUCAAUUACCAACACAGGGGUCCUCCACUGUUCUCCCCGGUACCUUCCCUGUGGUACAAUCAGCAGGACAAACUGUCACCGCUCAAACUGUCACUGUCGGGGUGCAGGGAGGCUUAGGUCAAGCUGCUACGGUGCCUAUGGUUGGAGUUCAGCAAGGUGGAAUGGUUGGGGUUCAGCAAGGUGGCAUGGUAGGGGUACAGAAUGGUGGAAUGGUUGGCGUCCAGCAUGGAGGGAUGGUUGGUGUACAACAAGGAGGGAUGGUUGGGGUUCAAGCAACAACUCCAAUUCUUCAAGUUGUCAGUGGGGUAACGACCAACUCAGAAGGAACGGUCCUGAUCCCACAAAGCACGGUUACAGUAGCUAACCAGACCGCCCAGUGUUUUAUCCCGGUAGUAGAGCAGAAUGUCAUGCCUGUCACUGUUACACCAGUCUCCAAUGUCCCUCAUCCCUCCGCCUCUAACGUUACCAUGACUACACAAGCUUCUAGGAACACGAACGUCACAGACUUCUCCAUUUCCCAGAUCUGUCAGCCUUACAACGGAAUGCAGGAGGAGGGUGACGAAGAUUCCAAGCAUUCCAUGAUGGACUCCUCAGCUGGAGACAUCUACCUCACCAGCACUUCAGAUACAAGGUUUUAGUUUCUCGAGUGACUCGUGCUUCACGCCGCCCUACAGCAGCAGUAACGUGAUGUUGUCCUCAGCCAGCUACAGAGACGGCACAAUGUCACCAGAUCCAGAGCCUGCAGACUCCAAACCGCUCAACCACAGCAUCGCCUCCCUUACCGGCAUCAACAACUAAUCAUUUGUUUGGAUGCGAGUAUUAUAUAUUGACACCUUUAAUAAAUCUAUAAUGUUCAGAGGCACCAUGUUUUCGUUGCGGUGGUUGUUAAGUUGCACAAUUUGCAGUGCAUUUUCUGCAUUUUUAGGUGUUAUUAAAAUCAGAGAAGUUUCUGGAUUGUACAGUGCGCUCGGAUGUUUUGUCACAACGGUGCUUCUGAUAAUGUUUGCCUUAAUACGGACCUGUAUAAACAGCUGAGCUGGCUUGGACUGCUGAGUAAGAACCUAUGUUUGUGUGUAACGCUUAAUGUUGAUGGCUCGUCAUGAACUUGCUUAAUGUUUUCUUGGUACCAAAGAUUUAAUUCAUAUAAUAUAACAAUCAGCAGUUUAUCUUUCAUAAAUUUGUACCUAAACAUAUUAAUUGAGAUGGAAAAAUGAACGGUUUAUUUUGUUUAUUUGAAUGUCUCAGCUUGCUGAACAAAGUAAUUUGUAUAUAAAAAUAACUGACUGUAACUGUCCCAGUCCAUUACAAUUAACAUUUUUAAGCAAAAAUUGAAUGUUAUUUACCAUUUUUAUCGCUAAUAAUAUUGCAACUUUCGUUCA